GCCGCAGCGCCGGCCGCCGCUCCGGCUCCGGCUGCCGGGCAUUUAAAGGGGACGCGGCGGUGGCCCGGGGGGAUGGGGGGCAGGUGGAGGGGACGGCCCAGACGCACAUCAUCCACAGUCCCUCGGGACUGGAGGGACUCGUGAGCCGGAGCCCAGAAACCCGGGGGUGGAUAAGACACCGCGUCCCCUCCAAAUCCCGUAAGCACCCCUUGCUCCAUCCUGCGCCCAAAUACCUCAGCUAGCCCCUGUCCCCAUUCCUUACACUGCAAACUCAGCCGGGACAAACCUCUGCCGCCGUCGCCCCCACGAGCUUCUGAGGACAACUAAAGGCCAACGGAGUCCCUACAGGUGGUGCCCAAGGUGAUGUACUGACAAUGAGCGGGUGUUUUCCAGUUUCUGGCCUCCGAUGCCUGUCUAGGGUCUUGGAUGUGCCAGCACCCCUGGCCGUGGCCCGCUAACCAGCCUCUCCCGGGCCGGCUCCCCCCGCGCCCCCUCUCGCUUGCUCCCUCCUCCUCCUCCUGCUGUUCUCCCCCCUGCUCCCAGGACGGCGGGAUGGCCUCGCAGGGCGCGCCUCGCUUCCUCCUGAUCUUUGACUUCGAUGAGACUAUCGUGGACGAAAACAGCGACGACUCAAUCGUGCGGGCUGCGCCCGGCCAGCAACUGCCCGAGAGCCUACGUGCCACCUACCGGGAGGGCUUCUACAACGAAUACAUGCAGCGAGUCUUCAAGUACCUGGGCGAGCAGGGAGUGCGGCCACGGGACCUGCGCGCAGUCUACGAAGCCAUCCCCCUGUCGCCGGGCAUGGGCGACCUGCUGCAGUUUGUGGCCAAGCAGGGUGCCUGCUUCGAGGUCAUUCUCAUCUCUGAUGCCAACACCUUUGGUGUGGAGAGUGCGCUGCGUGCCUCUGGCCACCACGGCCUGUUCCGCCGUAUCCUCAGCAACCCGUCAGGGCCAGACGCGCGGGGACUGCUGACGCUCCGGCCCUUCCACACACACAGCUGUGAGCGCUGUCCCGCCAACAUGUGCAAGCACAAGGUGCUCAGCGACUACCUGCGCGAGCGGGCACACGACGGCGUGCACUUCGAGCGCCUCUUCUACGUGGGCGACGGCGCCAACGACUUCUGCCCCAUGGGGCUGCUGGCGGGCGGCGACGUGGCCUUCCCGCGCCGGGGCUACCCCAUGCACCGCCUCAUCCAGGAGGCGCAGAAGGCCGAGCCCAGUUCCUUCCGCGCCAGCGUGGUGCCCUGGGAAACAGCCGCCGAUGUGCGCCUCCACCUGCAACAGGUGCUGAAGACGUGCUGAGGACGGUCGCCUGCAGGGGGCGCCCCGGGCGAACGGGCAGGGAAGGGGGCGGGGAGGGGGGAAAUGGGAAAGACAAACCUAGUUUUACUACUCCCUU
This is a messenger RNA of Otolemur garnettii (small-eared galago), 1399 nucleotides long. RefSeq names its product phosphoethanolamine/phosphocholine phosphatase (gene PHOSPHO1). NCBI's taxonomy places the organism in Eukaryota, Metazoa, Chordata, Mammalia, Primates, Galagidae. Bases 427 to 1302 code for a protein of 291 amino acids. Gene Ontology annotation, biological process: bone mineralization involved in bone maturation. The record is from RefSeq and is a predicted model, not a curated record. The transcript is spliced from 3 exons. Gene Ontology annotation, molecular function: phosphatase activity.